This is a messenger RNA of Tilletiopsis washingtonensis, 1249 nucleotides long. RefSeq lists its product as hypothetical. The transcript has a single exon. The record is from RefSeq and is a predicted model, not a curated record. Bases 221 to 1111 code for a protein of 296 amino acids. Lineage: Eukaryota; Fungi; Basidiomycota; Exobasidiomycetes; Entylomatales.
CACCUCCCGACAUCGCGGCAGAGCCACUUGCGGAGCCUCCCAUACGCAAGCAUGCACACUGCGCAAGAGGCGCUGCGCAACGGCGUAACGCUGCGAUAGCUGCCGUCGGCCCGCUAUUGCGCGGGCUGCGGGACCUCUGCGCAGAGCCGCCGAGCAGGCAAGGAGCAGAGGGCAGCCGCUGCCCCCGUUUCCACACCGUCCGCGGAGCCAGAGAGCGCAGAUGCUCUCCGCAACGGCGGCGCCGGCGUGCCUGCCUCACGUGCGCCGCAGAGCAGCUUUCACCUCGCCCACGCAAAGUCGUACGGUCAGCCACGCCGUGCUGCGAGGGCCAGGGUCGGGCCAUGAGGCAGCGCGCGAGCGCCGUCCAAGGGUCGGCGUUCGCGAGCGGGGCGACGGGCGGCGGCAUGCGGAGUCCGGCGCCGAGUCCAGACCCCGCGCGACCGCAGCGCGUCAAGGUCAGCGCCGUGCAGCGCCGUCGUCAGUCGGGUGCGACGCCGCCGCUGCUCCGUCCUCGCAUUCUGCAUGUGCACAUGCGCCCGCACCGGCAACGUCGUCGCCGGAGCGGAGGAGGGGCCUCCUUGGCCAUGGCCGAGGGUGGUACGAGGCGAUCCAUGUCUCCUGCGGUGCUGCGUGCAGGUCGGCAUACAAGCAGGCACAGGCGAGCUGCGGGCCGCAACGAGAGCUCGAGAUGCGAGAGGCCUGUGGCGGCCAGCCAGCGCUGAGAGCCGGCAAAGAAAUCGUGAGCGUCAGGCGGCUAUCGAUGCUGCGGCCUCGAGUGGGAUGCCCGCGGCGCCGGGCCGUCUCAGGGGGCGCGCAGCAUGCAGCAGUGCUCGUCGCCGCUCCCAGCGGCAGGCGCAGGCGCAGACUUGCCAGCCACAGCCCCGCUCAGGCCUCCGGGCGCAGACGAGCUUCUCAGGCACAGCAAGCAGCCUGCCGCUGCCACCCACCGGUGUGGCUGGCGCUGCUGGGCUUCUGGCGCCAUCGCGCCACCCUGCGGGCGACCAAAGCGCCAUGUCCUGUGCCUGCAUUAAGCCUGCCUGUCAGCGCCGCCAUGGCUGGUGGCUUCACCACGGACGGGCGUCGCUGCGCUGCAGAGCUGGUAUCAAAAUAGAUUAUUUGCGCCCUUGUCGACGACCCCUUCUCCCUCGACCCGCCCAUCGACCGGCACGCCUCGCAAGCAUGCCGGAGACGCAGCGGACAAUUUCAGAGCCCGUCUCUGCUCUACCGCGAGGACGGCAGCAUUUGCGAA